GCGAGGAGAAGGAGAGAGAGGGGUGUGUGUACACAUAUAAAGAGAGAGAGAGAGAGAGCUGGAGGAGUCAGUACUACAGGCUGAGUGGUGGUGGUGCACGGGUUCAGUUCUACAGGCUGAGUGGUGGUGCUCGGAUCUCGGCUGCUCCUGCACACUGCAGCCCUGACACAGGAACGCAUUUAGCGCAUUUGGGUUCGGAACUGCACCCCGAGAGGACAUGGCAUUAAGCGGGACCAUUUUACCCUCUAUAUCGACUUUUUCUGCACAGAAGGAGAAGUGCUGGGAGAACAGGUGGAGGGACGACCUGGACAGGUCCAUCAUGUCCGGCUGCUUUGCUGAACUCUCCCAGAGCAUGGAUGCUGUAGUGAGAGGGGAGGACGAGGAUCUUGAUAAAUACUUAGAUCUGGAGUUUAUCCUUGCUAACACGGCGGGGUCUGACAACCUCUUGGUGCCCGGGCACACCAUGACCAUGGGAGGUGACUACAGAAUGCAGCAGACAGACUGUAGGAAUGCCUAUAACUCCACCACGGCGUACCCAGUGCCAGAGCUGAACACGUCACCUCCACCGUACGGUGCCAGCCUGAUGGCAGAGCUCCUGCGUCCCGACGUGGACACGUACUGCCCGCCUCAACCAGCCAACAACACCAUCGUCCAGGGUAGAUUUCUCGUCCGGUCCGGCUUUCACAACCAGGACAUUUCUGAGCACGUCAAAGUCGAGCCGAUCACAGAUGGUUACGGACCUGUUAUGGGCAUGGUGCCCAAAAUCAAAAGAGAGAACGACAGUGCUUGUAUGAGGGCGUACGAGCAGCCCAUGCUCGCUCAUUCGCCUCAGGGUUCGGGCAGCAUGACGCCCCCGCUCAGCCCGGCUGAGAUAAACGCACUUAACACGGACACUCAGAGCCAGAUGUGCCGCUCGCUGCAGUACCCACAGAGCUUCGCAUGCCACGCGCCCGCACACAUCCAGCUCCCGUACCCAGGCACACCGCGUUUUGACAGCAUGCCAGUGCCGAACGCAGGGCAGAGGGUCCUCCUGACGCCGCCUUCAUCGCCACUAGAGCUGGAUGCCAAGCCAAAGAGGGGAAGACGCACAUGGCCGAGGAAGAGGACGGCAACUCACACCUGCACCUACGCCGGAUGUGGCAAGACGUACACCAAGAGUUCACACCUAAAGGCACACCAGAGAACCCACACAGGUGAGAAACCGUACCACUGCAGUUGGGAAGGCUGCGGCUGGAAGUUCGCCCGCUCCGAUGAGCUGACCCGCCACUUCCGCAAGCACACCGGGCACAGACCAUUCCAGUGCCACCUCUGCGAGCGUGCCUUCUCCAGGUCCGACCACCUCGCGCUGCACAUGAAGCGCCACAUGUAGAAAAUGACCGGGCGUGGACCGACGCAUGACCACGGACCAAAAGUAUCCGGACAGAUGCUGUGACCUUACACAUGUUCUCACCAUGCAUCCAUGAUCCAGAUGUCAGAACUUGCAGGCUUGGGAACCUCCAACUAACUGGACACUGUGCCUUUACUCUGCAGAUCUUCAUCGUGUAGCUGGUACUACUCUGAACUUUAUUAAACCACUUCAGUAGGCUGGACCUGCACACUUGACACAACUGGAAUCGAUCAGUAAAAACGCGAUGUUAAACAACACGAUGUGCUUCCCACGUCACAAAGUGCCUCUUCAAUCAUGUCUAGACUGUACUAGAUAUUUGUCACAAGUGCCAUUAAGUGUAUUUGCAUUUUUGUUAUCUAUGCAGCCGUUUCCAAAUGAAUAAGCUUUAAGACAAUGUUUUUAUUUUCUAAAACUGCCACUCAUGGAACUGAAUGUCUUGGGCAAAAUAUAUUUGUAUAACAUCAUUUAAAUCAGGGUCUUUUUUUAAUGGUUUAUAUGUAUUUUUACAGUAAAUUACAGACUGUCCCAUGUUCGACAGGACAUGACAAGGGCUACAAACGUGUCUCGUGAUUUGUUUUUGGGACAAAGUCUUUUGACUUGUACAUAAUUUAUACAUUGUAAAUAUUGUAUUUACUGUAUAUAUUAAACUUAUCUGAAAUUCUA
Messenger RNA from Trichomycterus rosablanca, 2050 nucleotides. It is a transcript of the gene klf2a, whose product is annotated as Kruppel like factor 2a. The transcript has 3 exons. NCBI's taxonomy places the organism in Eukaryota, Metazoa, Chordata, Actinopteri, Siluriformes, Trichomycteridae. The record is from RefSeq and is a predicted model, not a curated record. Gene Ontology annotation, biological process: regulation of transcription by RNA polymerase II. Gene Ontology annotation, molecular function: DNA-binding transcription factor activity, RNA polymerase II-specific; RNA polymerase II cis-regulatory region sequence-specific DNA binding. Bases 218 to 1369 code for a protein of 383 amino acids.